GGGAGCCGACCGUCCGCCACCUUGAAUUUAAAGGAUCCGCGGAGAAAACAACAGCGAGCGGAGGGAGGGAGCGUCGCCCGAUCGCGGACCUCCGGAAAGAGAGCGAGGCAGUGUCCGGCCGCUCACGCAGCUCUCGGCGGGCUCCCGGAACAUGUCGACGAUGGUUUACCCCAGGGAUGAGAAGCUGGAGAAGCUCAGCCAGGAGGACAUCAUCUCUAACACCAAGCUGGUGAUGCAGGGGCUGGAGGCGCUGAAGAACGAGCACAACUCCAUCCUGCACAGCCUCAUGGAGACCAUCAAGUGCCUGAAGAAGGAUGAGGAGGCCAACCUGGUGCACGAGAAGUCCAGUCUGAUCCGCAAGUCUGUGGAGAUGAUUGAGCUUGGCCUGGGCGAGGCACAGGUGAUGAUGGCUCUGUCGAACCACCUGAACGCGGUGGAGUCGGAGAAGCAGAAGCUGCGGGCGCAGGUGCGGCGACUGUGCCAGGAGAACCAGUGGCUGCGGGACGAGCUGGCGGGGACACAGCAGAAGCUGCAGCGCAGUGAGCAGGCUGUGGCCCAGCUCGACGAGGAGAAGAAACACCUCGAGUUCAUGAACCAGCUGAAGAAAUACGAUGACGACACCUCUCCCUCGGAUGAGAAGGAGGGAGAGACCUCAAGAGAUUCGCUGGAUGACCUAUUCCCCGAGGAGGAGGAGCACGGCCCCGGAGCAGCCUCACACGCCCACAGCAGCAGCGCUGUGGCCGCGGCGCAGCAGUGCGGUUACGAGAUCCCGGCCCGCCUGCGGACUCUGCAUAACCUGGUGAUCCAGUACGCCUCGCAGGGCCGCUAUGAGGUGGCCGUACCACUGUGUAAACAGGCGCUGGAGGACCUGGAGAAAACCUCCGGCCACGACCAUCCUGACGUGGCCACCAUGCUCAACAUCCUGGCCCUGGUGUACAGGGACCAGAACAAGUACAAGGAAGCCGCACACCUCCUGAAUGAUGCUCUGAACAUCCGGGAGAAAACCCUGGGCAAGGACCACCCAGCCGUGGCAGCGACACUGAACAACUUGGCUGUUCUGCAUGGGAAGAGGGGCAAGUAUAAGGAGGCCGAGCCCCUGUGCAAGAGGGCGCUGGAGAUUCGUGAGAAGGUGUUGGGCCGAGACCACCCCGAUGUGGCGAAGCAGCUGAACAAUCUGGCCCUGCUGUGCCAGAACCAGGGCAAGUACGAGGAAGUGGAGUACUACUACCGGCGGGCACUCGACAUCUACCAGAGCCGGCUGGGCACCGACGACCCCAACGUGGCCAAGACCAAGAACAACCUGGCCUCCUGCUACCUGAAGCAGGGCAAGUACAAGGAAGCCGAGACCCUGUACAAGGACAUACUGACCCGAGCCCACGAGAAGGAGUUUGGAUCUGUUAACGGGGAGAAUAAACCCAUCUGGAUGCACGCAGAGGAACGGGAGGAGAUGAGCAAGGGCCGGCAUAAGGACAGUGCUCCCUACGCAGAAUAUGGUGGCUGGUACAAGGCGUGCAAAGUCAAUAGCCCCACGGUGAACACUACACUGAGGAAUCUCGGAGCCCUGUACCGGCGUCAGGGUAAGCUAGAGGCUGCGGAGACCCUGGAGGAAUGUGCCACCCGUUCACGCAGACAGGGUUUGGACCCCAUUCACCAGAGCCGCGUGGUGGAGAUCCUGAAGGAUGGGGAGACAGUGGAACGCCGGCGCAGCCUGGCAGGAAAUCCGGUGAAGUACGAGGGAGGCACGGAGGGCAGCGAGGAGGUCAGCGUUGGAGUGGAGUGGACUGGGACUCAGUGAGCAGCCCCUGCCCCAGGAUGUAUUUGAUGCCCCAGCCUCUCUGCCAGCGACCCCCUUCUUCUCCGCCACCCCCGCCUGUCCGCUGCUUCUUUCACGUCACACGGACUCUGCUUCUCUCUCUGAGCGGCCGGCAGUCUCCACAGGAUCCCAUGCUUUGAAUUCUCUGGGCCGAGGAGCUCCAUCAUGGUUGGCGUCAGCAGGAAGUGAUGUGGACUCCCCCUGUCAGGAGGAGGGUCUCGGGGUCUGCUUGGACAGAAGCUGUUGACCGGGCCUCUGCCGGCCACACCUCGGGGAUAUGGCGAGGGUGGGGGGGUUCAUUGAGUGUUCUGUGAGCUGCCUCCCUUUACUAGUGUGUGUUGUCAGUGUGAACGUGUGUGUCCUGUGUGUGUCUUGGAUCACCAGCGGGUCGGGGAACUGAUCCAUAGGGUAUUUAUGUAGCUGGGGCAACAUGGUGACCACUGUCCUGGCCAGUGGAUCACCAGACCCACUUCUGCUCCAGUCCAAUCCGUGCCCAGGGGGUGUGUGAUAGGAAAGUAUAAAGGGAGCUUCACUCUGUGCCAGACCCUGGGAGUGUGUGAUGGGACAGUGUUGAGGGAGUUUCAGUCUUACUACAUUAUUCAGUAUGAUCAGAGCUGCUCUGAUCUCUCUCCGUAGACUCUGCAUGGCCUGUUGACUGUUUCUGGGUUCUGGAUUUCCCCAUCAGGGGUUACGUCCUGUUAGCACCACCCUGCCCACCCCAACCUGGAUCUUCUCUCAUUCCUCAGGGCCAUGGGGGCCUUAGAGUCGUUUGGUAUGCAUCACUGUGUCAGCGUCCACACUGGCCUCCUGGGCGCCCCUCCUACAGAGAUGCUGGGGGAGCAUUUGGAAAGUGUGUUGAAGGAGAUCUCCUCUGCCAAGACACUUCCAACUUCCAACAGGGCCCCAAAGAACUAGAAUCAGGAGAACCUGACCCCAGGGGAGCUGGAGCCUCUUGCCCUGAUAACCAGCUCCCCAUCCACGGUCAGCGGUGGAAGAAGCCCCAUGGAAGGGAGCAACCUCGGUGUGUCCAGCCCAGAGAUGUGGAGAGUGCAGCCCGUAAGCUAUGGAGCUUGUUCUUGCCGUCUGGAUCCUGAGGUGAUUGUUUCCAUUGACCCAUCCCACCAGGCAGGACUGCACUCACUCUUCCAUCUUCCAGCCUGGUUGUUUCAGUCUCCUCUCCUGGCAGAGGAAGUGCCUGCAUCCCACGACCCAAGUCCCAGUAAGAGACGGGCAGAUGUGCACCAAUGGGCACUGGCUGCCGUGGGAAGGUACCUGCCCUGUCAGAGGAGAUGUGCCACUGACCCACCCAGUGCAGUACGGAUGGCAGGGUGCUCCUCUGUGGACGCGUAUUUUCCAUUGUCCCAGAACUGUUCAGGACACCCAGUCCUUUCUCAUGCCAGGGACUGGCAGCUUCUUCCUUCCACAGUGCAAGACCAAAGUGACCAACCAGUGGCAUAGCCUGGAACCCCGCCGGUUUACGAGCAGCGCGUGGAUCCCUGUUCAGCAGCUGGUGACUUUCAUCUCUGACCUCUGCUGGCCAGGCUUCCUCGGGGUGGUGGGCAGGGAGGUGGAACUUGUUGGGGGGUAAAUGGACCUGGAGGAGGAUAGGAAAGUUUUAGAGGGAUAUGAGCCAACUAUGGGCAAAUGAUGGGAACGGAGCAGUUGGGCUUAAGGAGGUAUUUCUGUGUUGCCUGACUCUAUGACUUCCUUAUCUGUCCCUCCUGCAGACAGCAGUACAGUUGCUGCUUUUGUACUGGGCCUGAGGACAAGUGAGUCUCAAGUAUGUCAGGACCUCCCACAGACCCACAAGAGUUGCUCUACACAAGCUGAAAGUUUGUGGCUGGAAAUGUUGAAUUUCUCUCCACAUUUCCUCUCCCCAUCCUCUGUUACCUCAGAAACUGGCAAUGGCUCUCUCCUCCUCUCUGACAUAGUGUGGGGAGAGGGCGGAGUGACCUCUCCACUGCCCGGUGAGCUCCCUCUGUGAGGAGGGACAUUACCUUCCCCAGCUAUAUGAGGAACUGGGAGGAGCUGAGGAUAUUUGAGAGUCAAUGCCCUCAGCUACUGCCUGCACAACACACAGGGUGUCUAGACAGGGGCUGACUGCUAUGUGUAGGACUGGACAUUCCCCCCAUCCUGCAUCAACACAUGGAACUUAUCCAGAACCUAAACACACGAAGUGGGUAUUAUGGGGGCUUCCUAAACCCAGCCAGGGUGACAGAAACAAGGAGUGGACACAAUGGGAGGACCUAGGACAGGGCAGCAGCACUCAGCAGCCCAGCUUCUCUCUGUUGCGAUGAGUAGGAAGGUUGACAGGACAGUGUACUGGUAGUGUUCAAUGGGCCCCCUUAUUCAUCCCCUGCCACGUCCAGCCCAGUGAAGCCACGGGUAGUGAUAACUGGAGAGUGAGCCAGGGAGGCUGAAGCACAGAAAGAUCCCAAAGGUGUGUGUGGUCAAGCUGGUACGUGGAGGUCCAAUCAGUCCCCUCCCAAGUGUGUCUGACUUUGCGGCAGCAGUGGUGGUCAGAGGAAUACUGUUCAAACGGGCGCUUCUGUGUCCAUUUCUCUGCAUUGUCACUGACACACUCUGUCCCUCUUCCCUGUUACUCUCACUCCCUGAACCCCUCUUCCUGCCUCCCUCUGUGUGUAUCUCUCGCCACCUCAUCCCUCCGCUUUUCUCUGUCUACCUCAUUUCCUGUUUCCUUCUCUCUGCCCGCUUUCCCCUCUCCUUCCUCUCUUUGUGUCACUCUGUUGCUCCUCUCCUACCUCUGUGCCUGUCUUUCUCUUUCUCAGUUUCAUUCUGUCUGUCACUAUCUCCCACUUUCUGUCUCCUUCUCUUUCUGCCUCUCUCCCUCCACCCCUCAUCCCUCCCGCUCCCAACUCUCUCCCACGCUCUGCAGGGAAGGUUUGUUCUUCUGUGUGAUCUUCUUUGGAUCGCUCUGUGUUUGUGUUUAAUUUCAUUGGCUGUAAUGAUCUGGAUCUGAAAUAAAAGUGACCUACUGUC
Messenger RNA from Hypanus sabinus (Atlantic stingray), 4813 nucleotides. RefSeq names its product kinesin light chain 1b (gene klc1b). NCBI's taxonomy places the organism in Eukaryota, Metazoa, Chordata, Chondrichthyes, Myliobatiformes, Dasyatidae. The record is from RefSeq and is a predicted model, not a curated record. The coding region runs from base 152 to 1795 and encodes 547 amino acids. Gene Ontology annotation, molecular function: kinesin binding. The transcript is spliced from 14 exons. Gene Ontology annotation, biological process: microtubule-based movement. Gene Ontology annotation, cellular component: membrane-bounded organelle; kinesin complex; cytoplasm.